Messenger RNA from Lasiosphaeria miniovina, 1269 nucleotides. RefSeq lists its product as uncharacterized. The record is from RefSeq and is a predicted model, not a curated record. NCBI's taxonomy places the organism in Eukaryota, Fungi, Ascomycota, Sordariomycetes, Sordariales, Lasiosphaeriaceae. The coding region runs from base 1 to 1269 and encodes 422 amino acids. The transcript has 7 exons.
AUGCCUGCCACGCUCGAGCUGGACCACCGGGGACCUAUCACGCUGGUGGCCCACCGCGCAGCCGCCAAGGAACUCUCUCAGGUGCUCUGGGACCGCCGGACCACCAUCGAGGCUCUCGUCCGCCACCACCUGGGGCUCGCCCAUGGCGACACGUGCACCGUCGCGCCGGUGGACCGAUGGAUCCGCGGCGGCUUCAACAUGUGCGUGCCCGUCGACGUGGUGCAGCCGCGACGCGCCCGUCGCGCCCGUCGCGCCAGGUUUAUUUUCCGCUGCCCCAUGCCACACAAGCUCGCCAAGCACACCUACCCUGGCACCGUUGGCGAGAAGCUAGGCUGCGAGGUGGCUACGUACCGUACACAUGCCUUUUACGUCCGCCUCUGGCGCACCAUUCGGCGUCGCCUCGGCGCUCUGCUCGGGCACCCAAUCCUGUCGCGCUACGCAGCACACCCAACCCCAACCGGCCUGCACCUGCCGACUGCCUAUGUGCUGCUCGAGCACAUCGGCCCCGACAUCGGGCGCAUGCUCUCUCGGACACGUGGGUCGAGCACCGCCAUCGGCUCAUUCCGCUUCUGGCCCGAUGGUACGGUGACGGUAGCGGACCGGCCGCUAGUGUGCUGCGUGGCCAUCCUAGAGGACGACGGCGCACCGCGUACUAUGCCCAGGGACGAGACCUUCCUCACCAACCGCAACGCUGUCUACGACACUGCAGACUGCCGUAGCCAGAUGACCACCCGCGCCAUGCUCAGGACCCUGUCGCAUCACUACGUUACGCGCGAGCGCCGCCGAGGGCCCUUCCGCCUCCAGCUUACAGACUUCCACGCUAGCAACAUCUUUGUCGACAAUGACUGGAACGUCACCUGCCUUAUCGACCUCGAGUGGAUCUGCGCCCUGCCCGCCGAAAUGAUUGCAGUGCCAUAUUGGCUUACGGGACAGGGUAUUGACCAGCUCGCAGGGGACGAUCUCGCCGAGUUCGACCAAGUCUGUCCCGAGUUCAUGGACGUGCUGGAAGAGGAAGAAGCUAUAGUCGCACCAGCCCCGGGGCAUCCACCGGCGCUAGCUGCCAUCAUGCGCGAGAGCUGGGACUCUGGGACGGUGUGGUUCUUGCGCUGUCUUACGUCCGUAAAUGCCAUGAUCUCUCUCGUAGACGACCACAUCUCUCCCCGGUUCUACCCCUUGUCCUUCAGGGUGGAGGAUGUCUUCUCAAAGUACUGGUGCCAGGAUUCUACCCAGGUUGCCUGCGGAGCAAACCGUGUUCGGAUUUGCUGCUAA